Molecule: messenger RNA, 1376 nt
Organism: Myripristis murdjan (pinecone soldierfish)
Lineage: Eukaryota; Metazoa; Chordata; Actinopteri; Holocentriformes; Holocentridae
Product: transcription factor jun-B-like
Exons: 1
Coding region: 333-1328 (331 amino acids)
Biological process (GO): regulation of cell population proliferation; regulation of transcription by RNA polymerase II; regulation of cell cycle
Cellular component (GO): transcription regulator complex
Molecular function (GO): transcription factor binding; RNA polymerase II cis-regulatory region sequence-specific DNA binding; DNA-binding transcription factor activity, RNA polymerase II-specific
Source: RefSeq, a predicted model, not a curated record
GGAGCGUGUCAGUCCACCACCAAAACGCAUUUGUACAAGAGGAAAUAGCGGUAAAGCUCAGGUUCAGAGCAUAAAAGAAACAUCAACACGCAAGUGGAAUCAAAACAUCAGAAUUAGUCACCGGACAUCGCUUUGAUUCGGCACCAAGGUACAAAACGACCACUUGGUACAGUACAGUUCCACUAUUUUGGAAGUUUUGCUCUGUUUUUGGUAACUUUAUAAUAAUACAGCGGGACUUGUUCUGGAGAGGGAGUCAAUUGGGACACUGAAGACUCGGUGUCCAAGCAGCACCUUUGCAGCGCACACUUGUAUUUGACUGUCUGAUUUGAAAUAUGUCCACAAUAAUGGAACAGCCUUUUUAUGACGACUCGUUUCUCUCUGCUUAUGGCCAUCCAGGCGCUGCCUUGCCAGACUACAAGCUGCUAAAGCAGAAUAUGAACUUGAACUUCUCCGAUUCAUAUCGGAACUCAAACCUCAAGUCACAGCACCUGCGCGCCGACAGUGAUUUCUACUCAGCGGGGACGGCAGACGUGGGCUCUCUGAAGCUUGCCUCCCCUGAGCUGGAGCGCUUGAUCAUCCAGAACAGCAACGGGGUCAUCACCACAACACCAACCCCGACCCAAUACCUCUACAACCGUGGGAUCACAGAGGAGCAGGAGGGUUUUGCUGACGGUUUCGUUAAAGCACUGGACGACCUCCACAAGAUGAACCAGAUGGCUCCUCCAAACGUGUCCAUCGGUACCGGUGGAGUUGGCUGCUCGGCAUCCACUUCGGUGUUCGGCUCAUCCAUUCAGCCAGAGCCGCUUGAGUACACCACUCUGAGCAACUGCACCCCGAACCCCAGCCUGUCCUCCGCGGCCAGCUACCCCUCCACCACCAUCAGCUACCUGCCUCACCACCAGUAUCACCAGCAUCCCCAGGCAGUAGCGCACGGCUCUCACCACUUCCAGCACUCGCUGGCCGGAGCGGGCCUGCAUCCGCAGCGCUUUGGCGGGUUGAAGGAAGAGCCUCAGACAGUCCCCGACAUGCACAGCACCGACAGCGGGUCUCCGCCGAUGUCUCCCAUCGACAUGGAGAACCAGGAGCGUAUCAAAGCGGAGCGCAAGCGGCUGAGAAACAGGCUUGCAGCCACAAAGUGCAGGAAGCGCAAGCUGGAGCGUAUCGCUCGUCUGGAGGACAAGGUGAAAGUCCUCAAGACAGAUAACGCCGGACUGUCCAGCACUGCGUCCCUACUGCGGGAACAGGUGGCCCAGCUCAAACAGAAAGUCAUGACACAUGUCAGCAGUGGCUGUCAGCUCAUGCUGGCGCCCAAGGUGAAGUCCUAUUGAAGAGACUGUGUACUUUGAAAACACUGGACAAUAUUUGGAGAGUAUGUC